CCUACCUUUUGUUUGUAACUUUCAAUAUCUUUUUAACAAUAACAUGGGGUUUCUUCGUCUCGGAAGUGGUGGUGGACUUCUUUUUGCCUUAUGCUUCAAUUUAAUAGCACUAGCAACACCAGGAUGGAUUUACACGCCUGUUUCUGCUCAGGGAUUGUUUCAAGUUGUAUCUGGUGGUGUUUGGGCUAACGUACCAAAGGGAAAUGCUGAAAAAGUAGCAAUUGCAUUCAAUAUAAUGGGAGAUGUCAUACUUUUAUGUGGAGCGAUUGGGGCGUUGAUCGGUGGGGCGAAAAAAGAGAAAGGAUCGGCGUUUGGAACAUUUGGUGGAGUGCUUUCACUACUCGGAGGUGUUUUGAUCAUGAUUGGGCUUGCUUCCUAUACUGGACUAUAUGCUGAUACCGUUUCUCUUUCUAACGUGAGCUGGGGAUAUAGUUUCGUAUUUGCUUGGGUAUCCUUCGCUCUUGCAAUCAUUGGUGGCGUUAUUUCUAUCGUGGGAAAUUAAAAUUUCGAAAAAAAUAUUCUGUCUAUUGCCAAUUUGUAAGGGAACAUUGCACAUUUAUAUAUAAUUUUCUGAAUAAUUUUGAAUUUUCAAAUUCGUCUAAAUCAAAUAGGCUAACCAACUUUAACUCCGUGGAUAUAAAAGCAGAAGGUUUGUUUGGCACCGAUGGACAACUAAUUGUAAAACAGAUAAAAAGUGUAGUUGUUAUUCUUAACUGAUCAAUAACGUAUAGUACAUCAAACGUUUAGAUUUUUGUUAUCAUGUCACUCACUUUUAUACAUCGUUUGUACAUCUACUUUAGGUUGCUCAAUUCUACGAUAUUUCCAUCAAAAUUAGGGUUUGUUUCUUUCCGAUAUACGUUCACUUAUAGAUUCGGGAACUUUUUUCAAUAUAUAUUUCAUAGUCUAAAGAUACAAAGAGAAGCAGAGCUUGUAUGUUUUGUUCCUACGGGGACCUGUUACAUAUUUAUUGAUGUAGUUGUUUAUAUUUCAUUCAUGAAAUUUUAUUUGCACCCAGCGCUAAACCAUGUAAUUAAUAUUUUUGAAUAAAUAAUUAUAUUGUACAACA
Messenger RNA from Styela clava, 1066 nucleotides. RefSeq lists its product as uncharacterized. Gene Ontology annotation, cellular component: plasma membrane. The record is from RefSeq and is a predicted model, not a curated record. Lineage: Eukaryota; Metazoa; Chordata; Ascidiacea; Stolidobranchia; Styelidae.